Molecule: messenger RNA, 1969 nt
Organism: Dissoconium aciculare CBS 342.82
Lineage: Eukaryota; Fungi; Ascomycota; Dothideomycetes; Mycosphaerellales; Dissoconiaceae
Exons: 1
Coding region: 211-1497 (428 amino acids)
Biological process (GO): regulation of transcription by RNA polymerase II
Molecular function (GO): zinc ion binding; DNA-binding transcription factor activity, RNA polymerase II-specific
Source: RefSeq, a predicted model, not a curated record
CAACGUCAACAAUAUCCUCUGUUCAAUAUAUUUCGGAUUAGCUCCCGCUCUCAAGUCUGACAUAUCAGGCAAAGCAGUAACGUCGCAGUCAUUUCCGUGUCGAAACAUCAUCCUGACGGAUCAAGUCACGCAUAAGCAAUCGAAACCUGCGUUGAUGAAAGGCCCUUUUGGUUUUAAGCUGGAGCCUAGCCGUCGAGCAAUCUGAGCAAGAUGUCAUCAAGUAAUAACACAACAACCCAGGCUCGGCGAAAUAGUAUCCGAGCACCCAAGGUUGGCCACAAGAAAUCCCGGAAAGGUUGUCAGACAUGUAAAACGCGGCGCGUGAAGUGCGACGAGACCUUGCCAGAAUGCCAUGUCUGUCGACGGUUAGGUUUAACAUGUACUUAUGCGUAUGUGGAUGGAACUCCUGCAGUCAAAACAAAAGUCGAAGACGGCUCUACAACACACAUAAAGUCCUCGCCGAGUGAUUCACAUGGCUACGCGGACAUGGCUUCGAUCGCUCCUAGUCUAAGCGCUGAGCCAGUGCAGUCCCAUACCUUAGACGAGUCGAGACAAAGACGCUUCACAGAGCUUAGACUCAUGCAUCACUGGAUGGUGAAUGUGUCCCGACCGUUCGGUCUGACCUCGCCGUUGGUCUGGAGAGAGCUCUGGUACGAUGAGGUUCCACAACUCGCGCUCCAGCACGAGAAUGUACUUUACGCCCUUUUCGCAAUGUCUGCGACGCAUCUUUUGACGACAUUACCAAAUGACCGCGAAGAGAUUCUGGUUCAGGCUCGACUAAAGUACUGGGUUUGGGCGCUACGCGAGCAAACGGCAGCUGUGACGAACUUGGGUUCGUCAAAUACGGAUGCGGUCGCGUUUGCCGCUUUACUCAUCACAAUGAACGCGCUUGUCAUGCUGCAAGAGCGCAGCCUCGAGCCAUACGAGCCACCUAUGGAAUGGCUCGAAGUUGGGAGGGGGGCCUUCGCUGUGCUACCAGAUAUCGAAAAGGUCGACGAGCACCGAGGCUUAAAGAUAUUGAUUGAGACGACAGAGCCGAUCUGGUCCGCAAGCGCAAAGCUCGAUCUCGCUGUCGACGCAGAUCUUGCCGCGGUUCUUUCGCAAGAGAUAGUAUCGAACGACGACUGGUCCGAUGCUGAUACCGUGGAAGCCUACGAGACUGCUCUCAGCUACAUUGGAUCAUUCCGACGGGCUACCACUGUCGAUGGAACAGCAGCUGAUGUGUUCUUGAGAUGGAUUACCAUGUUUCCGUUUAUGGUGCCGCGAAGAUUCACAGAUCUCGUUCUGGAGCAACGUCCUCGAGCACUUGUGACGCUGGCGAUUUUUUUCGCGGUUCUCGGACGCACCAAGGCGCUUCAAUUUCUGGGCGAGAUCGGAGAUCGAACAAUCGCGCGACGGGAAGUUCAUGCCAUACGUGAUGUGCUACCACCCGAAUGGCAGGUUUUUAUGGCAUGGCCAUUGGCAGAAGUGGAUAGCUCUCCCCUCAUAGCUCAGUAGGACAACUUGCGACUUGAUAUCCAUCUUAUUUCAAUGUUGUAGACUUCAGAGCCUGUGCAUAUCUACUAGGUACGGGGCAAUAGUAUACGCCUUUCCGAUCAAUUCUGAAGUCCAUGCGGAUUGGCCUACGUCAAGGCGGAGCAUGAGGUGUCGCUAGACAUAGUCUGCGAUGUCGAAAGUCUCCAGCGCUUGCAGCAGCGCUUUAAGAGAUCAUCAGAUCCAUGGAUCAAGUCGAUUUUCCUGAAUUGGCGAUCAAAUCUUUCUAAUUUUCAACGCGACGCGCUGACAAGCCCAACGUGGUCCAGCCCUGACUUCAAAAGACGGACGCGAUUGCACGGAAUUCCGGAGAUGUGAGAGUUCACAUUGCAUCGUGGUCAGCUCAAUAUGGCGAUGCCUCGGGGUACAGAAUUGCACCACAAUGAUAAGAUAUCAAUAAUUCGUCAAUGAACUCUGCUGCGCGUAGCUUCUGCCA